AUGUCCGAGCUCCGUUUCCUCAGGCGGAAUCUCCGCAUUCUCGUCCUAAACCCAAACUCAUCCACUAUCAUGACUGACGGCAUGGCCAACGCUAUCCGCCAAAUGUCACUCCCAGACUCAGUUGAGAUCUAUACCUACACAGCCCCUCCCCACUCCGCCCCAGACAGCAUCAACGACCAGGAGGGCAUCGACCGAAGCACGCAGGCCGUCCUCGAUGACCCCAAGAUCGAGGAGGAGCUUGAGUCGGAUAAGUACGACGGCGUUCUCGUCGCGUGCUUUAGCGUUCAUUGCUUGGUGUCAAAGUUGACUAGGUAUCGACAUCUUGCAGUGACUGGGAUUUUUGAGGCGAGUAUUCUCACGUCUCUUUCGCUCAUGGCUGCACCCGAUAAUGCAGGAAAAUGGGGGAUCGUCACUACCGGAAAGUGGUGGGAGGACCACUUGUCGCACGGCGUCAAGAACUUUCUUGGGCAGGCGAAGGACGGCGUGAAUAACAAGUUUGCUGGCGUUUUCUCGUCUGGGCUUACGGCGGGUGACUUUCACACUGUCCCUCCGGAGAAGGUAAGGGAGAAGCUCAAGGAGGCAACACGAAAGUUGCUCAAUGAGGGACAAGUGUCGGUUGUGCUCAUGGGGUGCGGUGGUAUGGCUGGUCUGGAGGAGAUCAUCCGAUCGACUGCUAUCGAGGAGUACGGCAAGGCUGACGGUAACCUUGUCUACAUCGUCGACGGAGUCAAGGCGGGCAUCAUGCAGUUGGAGCAGAUGAUCCGCAGCAAGAAGAUCUUUCGGUAA
Fusarium fujikuroi IMI 58289 is the source of this 786-nucleotide messenger RNA. Its product is annotated as related to DCG1 protein. The record is from RefSeq and is a predicted model, not a curated record. Lineage: Eukaryota; Fungi; Ascomycota; Sordariomycetes; Hypocreales; Nectriaceae. The transcript has 2 exons. Bases 1 to 786 code for a protein of 261 amino acids.